This is a messenger RNA of Xylaria bambusicola, 1750 nucleotides long. Its product is annotated as nuclear pore complex component-domain-containing protein. Lineage: Eukaryota; Fungi; Ascomycota; Sordariomycetes; Xylariales; Xylariaceae. The coding region runs from base 568 to 1425 and encodes 285 amino acids. Gene Ontology annotation, cellular component: nuclear pore transmembrane ring; nuclear outer membrane. The record is from RefSeq and is a predicted model, not a curated record. The transcript is spliced from 2 exons. Gene Ontology annotation, biological process: protein import into nucleus; spindle pole body duplication.
CUCAGAUCUUCGGCUUUUCCUUUUUUGUGGCCUUUUUUUCUUUUUCUUUUUAUGUCUUAACAAGUUCCAGCAUAAAGCUACCUAGGUACCUACUUUGUAGGUGUCGAUACCUAAGGUAGCCAUAGGACUGAGCCACAAGAAGACUGUGGCUGAAGCUAGAGUACAUAGGUACCUAAGUACUGCGUAGGAACGUGGAUACUUGCCGACAGUGGAUGCUAUUGUGGGUCUCUCUUUUCCAGUCGCGACCAAAGAAACCCGUCGCAAUCCCCAAAGAAAACAAAGGACACACCUCCAGCAAAAACAACUUGAAGCUUGGUUGAACACCAGGAGCUGCCUUUGCAGCAUACCGGCUUUACUAACCCUUAGGUACGAGGCAGCACGUCGACAUCUACAUAUACCUAGUUUGAGGCAAUUGUCUGCCAGAUUGCAGAUAAUCCGCAGCCGAGCAAGUCCUCUUCUCCCGCCAGCUCCCGCUCCCAAAUAAACAAAGUAUCACCAACCCGACACUCUCGCCGCUGUCCAUCCUCGCCAUAUCGGGCCUCAGACACGCACCCUGUGGCCAUCCUAAUGGCUUCCACCGCUGCCUCUGUGGCUGUCUCCACCCCGACCAAGAAAACUCCCACAAGGACGCCCACCAAGCCUUCUGCUACUCCCGUCACAGAUAGCCCAGGCACAUGGCGACAUCCCCGCAUCGAAGAGAUCACAAGACGGCAAGAAGCUUCGGCCUUCACUGAGAAGAACGUUAGGCGCAUACUAAUCAACGUCUCGCUCUUAAUCUUUCUAUUUCUCCUGUUACCCCUGCUCAAAAAGGCCUUGCCUCCCAGGCGUUCAGUGCCUCAGGCGUGGACCUGGUUUCAAUACAUAUCAUACAUCCUUUAUUCAGUGCCCCUUGUCAAUAUUGUUCUUAAUUUGGCACCGUUGUUUCUAACCAAAGAUGAUUGUUCCGACAUUCCUCUCACAUCAGGCCAACGAAGACUACUAGGCCUUCCUCCCUUAAGUGCGCCGCCGACACCUGGCUCUGAAUAUAGCACACCACCCCGAUAUACCCGUACACCAUCUGCCUCAGGUUCGGCAAGGAGCCGGCGCAGCUUUUCAGGCUCACCCAAGGUGCCGCGUAGUCCGUCAAAUCAAGGAAGCCCUACUCCGGCAGGAAAUGGAUCAAGCUUCGCAUCACCAAGUUACCACCUAUUGCAAAAGGCCAUGAAUGGUGCACGCCAUUCCUCGCGCGGGUCAAUUGGGUCAAUAGGGUCACCAAGCCCUGUGGGGGGUAGUAUAUCGUCAGGCGUGUUAACCUUCGGCAGCGGUCCUGAAAGCCCUAGUCCAAGCCCAGCAGGGAAGCGAAGUACUGUAGGUCUGAACAGCAAAUGGCGCUAUGAGAAAGGCAUGCAUGAGAGGGGCAAGGGUUUCAGAGAGCUAGAUGCAUAGUCCGUGUAUACAUGAUGAAGGCUGUUCUCUGCGAGUUCGUAGAUGAAGCUCUCUGUAGUUUAAAGCAAUUGUAACAAUAAGGACAGUAAUGAUGCUGGAAAUAUGACCAAUCCGGCUGACUUCUAGCUUCGUUCAAACACGGCUUGUGAAAUUCCAGACUGCUUUGCUUGUUUCUUCAUCGCAGAAGCCUAAAUGACGAGCGAUUAAUAACAAUGAUUCAACUACUUUAUUGUCCAGCAAGAGGCAACGUUAUGGCACGACUGAACACCUGAAUAAUAUGAGAUCCCGCAUUAAAUCACAGUCGGUUUCGCAUGCAACAAUAGAU